UUUUCAACCAAAAAAAAAAACCAGGAACUGCUUUUCUAGUUAAUAUAAUGAAGCUUUUGUGAGAUCACAUAUAAUGCUAGAAUUUCCUGGAUUGAAAAGCAGAUCCGAAGAAACUCGCAAUGAAGCAGCCAACGAAUUGUUUGAUUACGUUGUAGCUUGCUCUCGAGAGUUAUCAGGAGAAGCGUUAAUUCAAUUUAACAAUGAAGUAAAUAAAUAUGUAUAUAAAUUGGUCCACAGUAAUGACUCAGUUGAUCGAUUGGCAGGUGUCACUGCCAUCAACAGGCUUAUUGACAUUGAAGCGGAAGAUACUACUCGAAUCACACGCUUUGCUAAUUAUCUACGAAUAAUUCUUCCAGGUAAUGAUCAGAAGGCUACUGCCUUAGCUGCUAAGGCUUUAGGACGCCUUGCUGUACCUGGUGGUGCUUUAACCUCCGAAUUCGUGAACUUUGAAGUGAAGCGAGCUUUGGAAUGGCUGCAGGGUGAACGAAAUGAAAAUAGAAGAUAUGCAGCAGUUCUUAUACUAAAGGAGCUGGCGAAAAACACGUCUACCCUUAUUUACACCCAUAUCGAUUCAAUAUUCGAGUUCCUUUGGCAUGGUCUACGUGAUCCAAAAGUCUUAAUCCGUACUGCGUCUUCAGAUGCUCUUAGUGAACUAUUGGAAAUUGUUCGCCAAAGGGAUUCCUUGAUACGCUUGCAGUGGUACACUCGAAUCCUCGUGGAAGCACAGAGUGGUGUAGUACAGGGAUCAAAUGAAUAUAUACACGGGAGCCUUCUUGUUUAUCGUCAGUUGUUUCUAAAAGCUGGUAUGUUUAUGCAUGAAAGAUAUCGAGAAGUCUCCAAUACCAUCUUGCAGUUUAAAGACCAUCGGGAUGCUUUAAUUCGCAAAACUGUCACAGAAUUAAUUGCUACUAUCUCUACUUAUAAUCCAGAAGAUUUUGUCUCUAAUUACUUACAUAUAUGCAUGCUUCAUCUACUAAGCUUGCUAAAAAAAGACCGUGCACGAAUGCUCGCUUUCUCGGUAUUGGGUAAAGUUGCCGUUGCUAUAACUAAUAGUAUCGUUCCUUAUCUGGAUCCUAUAUGUGCUGCAAUAAAAGAAAGCUUAACAAUACAUAUCAGAAGUAAGAGCACUUCUGACGCUGCUAUUUUCCAGUGUAUCAGUUAUCUUUCGAUCGCCCUAGGCCAGGCGUUCUCAAGUUAUGCAUAUGAUUUGUUUGACUUGAUUUUUGCCAGUGGUCUUUCAGAAGCUUCGUACGACGCUCUUUCACAUUUAGCUCAUAACAUACCUCCUUUACUUCCAGUCAUUCAGGAACGUCUUUUGGACAUGCUGAGUAUUAUUCUAAGUGGAAGGCCAUUUAUCCCUCCAGGCUGCCCACAUCAGCAUGUCGUACGUGUAUUACAAAAUGCUAAGGAAAGCGGACUGAAGGUUGGUCCCUUUACAAAUGACGUUUAUGUUUUGGCUCUACAAACGUUGGGUGACUUUAACUUUUCAGGAUAUAUUUUGAAUGAGUUUGUCAAAGAUUAUGUCGUUACUUAUCUUGAAAACGAUGAUGCUUCAAUACGAAAAGCUGCGGCGAUAACUUGCGGCCAAUUAUUUGCUCAUGAUCCAAUCCUUUCUCAAACUAGUGACCAUGCAAUUCAAGUUGUUGCCGAGGUUUUGGAGAAGUUAUUAACUGUCGGAAUAUGCGAUACUAACCCCGAUAUCAGAUUGACUGUUCUUCUUUCUCUUGAUUCUCGUUUUGAUAGGCACUUGGCUCAAGUUGACAAGAUACGCUUGCUUUUUAUUGCUAUAAAUGAUGAAGUUUUUUUAAUUAGGGAAGCAUCCUUAAAAAUCCUUGGACGAUUAAAUGCCUAUAAUCCAGCUUAUGUUAUGCCAUAUCUUCGUAAAUUAAUGCUGAAAACCUUGACUGUCCUAGAUUAUUCCAAAGUUGUAAGAACGAAAGAGGAGAAUGCACGACUUAUUUGCCUAUUAAUAUCGGCUGCGCCCAAACUUAUUGAGUCGCAUGUUGGUCCAAUUUUACAGAUUUUAGUACCAAAAGCUAAGGACUCUAGCCCAGCUGUGGCUGCUAACAUCGUUAACUCCUUUGGAGAAAUUUGCCAAAUUAGUGGUGAAGCUAUACUUACUUUUAAAAAAGAUUUGAUGCCUUUAAUCAUUGAUGCUCUUCAAGAUCAAAGCUCCCCAGUAAAGAGAGCAGCAUUUCUGAGAACUUUAGGUAAUCUUUCAGUUAGCACUGGCUAUGUCAUAGAUCCUUACCUUGAAUAUCCUUCUUUAUUAGAUAUUUUGGUUGGUAUUAUAAAAACUGAACAAGAUAUUUCAAUUCGUCGAGAGACAAUAAAGCUUAUUGGUACUUUAGGAGCACUUGAUCCUAACAGACAUCAAGUUUUGGAAAAAGGAACUGAAAAGCUUGUUCCUGAGCAAAAGAAUAUCCCGUCCGAUAUCUCCUUGCUAAUGUCAGGGAUUGGGCCUUCAUCUGAAGAAUAUUAUCCAACUGUUGUUAUCACUGCGUUGAUGAGUAUUCUUAAAGAUCCAUCUUUAAGUAUCCAUCACACGGCAGUCAUUCAAGCUGUGAUGUAUAUAUUUAAAACUAUGGGUCUACGCUGCGCUCCCUUUCUGUCUCAGAUUAUUCCAGAAUUUAUCUCUGUUAUGAGGACCUCACCAUCCAAUAUCCUUGAAUUUUAUUUUCAGCAAUUGAGUAUUUUGGUGUUAAUUGUUCGUCAGCAUAUUAGAACAUUCCUCCCGGAUCUUUUUAAGUUAAUUACUGAUUUUUGGAACCCAAACUCGAAUUUACAGUUUACUAUACUGUCACUGGUUGAGUCGCUAGCUCGUGCAAUGCAGGGUGAAUUCAAACCUUAUCUUCCUCCUCUUUUAGCUAUGAUGCUUCAGGUAUUCGAUUCAGAUGUAUCAGCAGAUUCCGCUAGUAUGAAAAAGGUAUUGCAUGCUUUUAUUGUUUUCGGUGAUACAUUAAGUGAUUACUUUCAUAUGCUAUUGGGAUCUCUUAUGCGACUGUAUGAGCGACAAGAUGUGUUAAUGGAUGUGCGUGAAAAUGUUAUGAUUACCAUCGGUCGUCUUUCAACUGUUAUAAAUAUAUCUGAUUAUGCCUCAAGGAUUAUUCAUCCUAUUAUGCGAACAUUAUCUUCCGGUACUCCAUCCUUAGUUCGUGUCAGUUUGGAUACGUUAUGUGCUCUAAUUUACCAACUGGAAGUAGAUUUCGCUAUCUUUAUUCCUAUGAUUAAUAAGUGUCUCGCUUCACGUGGGAUUAAACAUGAGACGUACACUUUACUGGUAUCAAAGUUUCUACAUGAAGAGUCAUUACCAAAAGAAUUGAACCCGUAUGAGAAAUAUGACAAGCCCAAACUAGAUGUAGUAGCUUCUGCUGCUGAUAUUACAUCAAAAAAGUUACCGGUCAAUCAAAAAAUCCUUCGGAAUGCUUGGGAAGCCUCCCAACGCUCAACGAAAGAUGAUUGGCAAGAAUGGAUGAGACGGCUUGCUGUUGCUCUUCUUCGCGAGUCUCCUUCUCAUGCAUUACGGGCUUGUGCUGCUUUGGCUGCUGCAUAUCAACCGCUAGCUCGAGAACUUUUUAAUGCUAGUUUUGUAUCGUGUUGGUCAGAACUUUACGAUCAUUUUCAAGAAGAACUUGUUCGGUCUAUUGAGAUUGCUCUGACUUCUCCUCAUAUAUCACCUGAAAUCAUUCAAAUUUUGCUGAACCUGGCUGAAUUUAUGGAGCACGAUGACAAGCCGCUACCAAUUGACAUUCGCACAUUAGGUGCAUAUGCGGCCAAGUGUCAUGCUUUUGCCAAAGCAUUGCAUUAUAAAGAGCUAGAAUUUAUAGAGGAAGAACUAGUUACAAAGCCGUCUAUUGAUACUAUUGAAGCCCUUAUUUCCAUUAAUAAUCAGCUUCAACAGCCAGAUGCUGCUAUAGGAAUUUUGAAGCAUGCUCAACAAAACGAUAAAAUGAACCUUAAAGAAACAUGGUAUGAGAAGCUUCAAAGAUGGGAAGAUGCGUUGGCUGCCUACGAAAAACGAGAAGCUUCCGGUGCUGGAAACUUUGAAAUAACUAUGGGUAAACUCCGUUGUUUGCAUGCUUUGGGUGAAUGGGAUAGGUUAUCUCAACUGGCCCAAGAAAAUUGGAUUCAUGCUGGUUAUGAGAUGAGAAGAUAUAUUGCACCCCUUUCUGUAGCCGCAGCAUGGGGGUUAGGUCAAUGGGAGCAAAUGGACGAAUACAUCUCCGUGAUGAAGUCAGAAUCCCCUGAUAAGGCUUUUUUCAGCGCUAUUGUUGCAUUGCACCGGUUGCAAUUUGAGGAAGCUUCCGCACAUAUAACAAGGGCUCGUGACUUAUUAGACACAGAACUUACUGCUCUUGUUGCAGAAAGCUACAAUCGAGCUUACAGUGUUGCUGUACGUGUUCAAAUGCUUUCUGAGUUGGAAGAAAUCAUUAGCUAUAAAAAAGCUGAAAACAACCCAGAUGUGCGUGAGGUAAUAAAGAAGACUUGGGUUCGCAGAUUGAAAGGGUGCCAGAGGAAUGUAGAUGUGUGGCAACGAAUGCUACGCAUAAGAUCUUUAGUUAUUUCUCCUAAAGAAAAUAUGGAAAUGUGGAUCAAAUAUUCCAACCUGUGUCGUAAAUCGGGACGAAUUGGACUAUCUAAAAAGUCGUUAGAUUUACUUCUAGAAGAUGAAAAUCAUCUUGAAGACAGUAUCCUUUCAAAAAAUGCCCAUCCAUCAAUUAUAUAUGCAAAGCUUAAGUUUUUAUGGACUGUUGACGAUAAAAAGCGGGCACUAAAUAGCAUGCAAGAGUUUACUGCCCAAUUAAUAUCUGAUAUAAACAUAGAUCCUGCAUUAUUCGCUCAGUCGGCUAUGACCGGAUCUCAGAAAUCUCAGGAGGAAAUUCAUUAUUAUUUUCAUUUGUUGGCACGCUGUUACCAUAAACAAGGUCAAUGGCAACAAGAGAUUGAAUCAAAAUGGUCAGAGGAUUUAUUCACUCGAGUUUUGCAGUCCUACAUGUAUGCUACACAAUUUGACUCAAAAUGGUAUAAAGCUUGGCACUCUUGGGCAUUAGCGAAUUUUGAUGCUAUUAAACAUUUAGAACAAUCUGAAGAUAAUAUUCCUCUUGGUGCUUACGAGCAAUAUAUAAUUCCGGCAAUUAAGGGAUUUUUCAAAUCAAUUGCCUUGAGCAAAGGUAACAUUCAAGACACAUUAAGAUUGUUGAGCCUUUGGUUCAAGUAUGGAAAAAAUGCAAAUGUCAUUAACACUUUGAAUCUUGGUAUUUCAACUGUAAACAUCGAUAUCUGGCUUGAAGUUAUACCUCAGCUCAUUGCAAGGAUCCAUGCGCCGUCAUUAAAUGUUAGAAAGUCUGUACAUCAGCUACUAUCGGAUGUUGGUCGAGCACAUCCUCAAGCAUUGGUUUAUCCUUUAACUGUUGCUGCAAAGUCGCAAAGUUCAACGAGACAGAAUGCUGCCCUUGCAAUCAUGGAUUCAGUCAGAACACAUAGUGCUCGAUUAGUUGAGCAGGCUAGAUUAGUAAGCCAUGAGCUUAUCAGAGCUGCUAUAUUAUGGCAUGAACAAUGGCAUGAGGGGCUUGAGGAAGCGUCCCGUUUAUAUUUUGGUGAUCAUAAUAUAGAAGGUAUGUUUGCUGUGUUGCGACCUCUUCAUGAAAUGUUAGAACGCGGUCCUGAAACUUUGAGAGAAAUUUCCUUCCAACAGGCUUUUGGACGUGAUUUGGUCGAGGCGAGAGAUUGCUGUAUUCGUUUUGAACAAACUGGUGAUAUAUCUGAUUUGAACCAAGCAUGGGACUUAUAUUAUCAGGUAUUUAAGAAGAUCCGUAAACAACUCCCUCAACUGACAACUCUUGAUUUGCAAUAUGUUUCUCCUAAACUUCUGUACGUGCAUGACCUUGACCUGGCAGUGCCUGGCACAUAUGUGAGUGGGAAACCGGUAAUAAGAAUUGUUAAGUUUUAUCCGACUUUUAAUGUAAUCACUUCUAAGCAACGACCUAGACGUUUGAGUAUUAGAGGAAGUGAUGGUAAAGAUUAUCAAUAUGUCUUAAAAGGACAUGAGGACAUCCGACAAGAUGAAAGGGUAAUGCAGCUUUUUGGACUUUGUAACAACCUAUUAUCCGCUGAUCCGGAAACGUUUAAAAGAUUACUAUCUAUUCAUCGUUAUCCAGUUAUUCCUUUGUCCCCCGACUCAGGACUGUUAGGAUGGGUCUUAGACAGUGAUACAUUACACGUACUCAUUCGUGAUUAUCGAGAAAGUAGAAAGAUUCUUUUGAAUAUUGAACACCGUCUUAUAAUUCAAAUGGCUCCUGAUUAUGACCGACUGACUUUGCUUCAAAAAGUGGAGGUGUUUGAGUAUGCUUUAAUGAGCACUACGGGUCAAGAUUUAUACCGUGUUCUAUGGUUGAAAAGUCGUAGUUCUGAAGCUUGGCUUAAUAGGCGUACGAACUAUUCCAGGAGUCUUGCUGUCAUGUCUAUGGUUGGUUAUAUAUUGGGUUUGGGCGAUCGCCAUCCUUCUAAUUUAAUGUUAGAUCGUUAUACAGGAACUAUUAUUCAUAUCGAUUUUGGAGAUUGCUUCGAAGUUGCUAUGCAUCGUGAAAAAUUCCCUGAGAAAAUUCCUUUCCGUCUUACCCGCAUGUUGGUCAAUGCGAUGGAAGUUAGCGGUAUAGAGGGAACUUUCCGUAUUACCUGCGAGCAUGUGAUGCGAGUUCUUCGUGACAACAAAGAAUCUGUAAUGGCCGUUUUAGAAGCCUUUGUUCAUGAUCCUUUAAUCAAUUGGAGACUUGCUCCAGCUUACUCACCUACUGUAGAUGAGAAACCGCUGAUCGACACGCAUAAUGUCAUUCUAGGCGAUAACCCUGAAGGCUUCCAUCGAAAGCGUUUAGAUGAAGAAGGAAUAACGCUGGAGGAGCGUCAAAAACCUGAAGUUCUAAAUCAGCGUGCUGUUACCGUUUUGAAUAGGAUCAAUAAUAAGCUUACAGGUCGAGAUUUCAAACCUCAGCAUUGCCUGGAUGUUCCAAAUCAGGUGGAAAAGCUGAUUCAACAAGCUACUUCAGUUGAAAAUCUAUGUUUAUGUUACAUAGGUUGGUGCAGCUUCUGGUGAUUUUUUGUUAUGUUUUAUUUUCAAUACUUCAAUACAUGUUUAUAUAAUGGGAUCGUACUAGUCUUUGUUCAUUUUGUGCAAAGCGUCGUCUACAUCUUAGAGUCACAAUUUUUUCUUAAAAAAAAAAAAAGAAGUAAUAUAAUAAAAUAUGGUUAAAUAAGCUGAACUAGUGAA
This is a messenger RNA of Schizosaccharomyces cryophilus OY26, 7264 nucleotides long. RefSeq names its product phosphatidylinositol kinase Tor2. The transcript has a single exon. Gene Ontology annotation, cellular component: TORC1 complex; TORC2 complex; nucleus. NCBI's taxonomy places the organism in Eukaryota, Fungi, Ascomycota, Schizosaccharomycetes, Schizosaccharomycetales, Schizosaccharomycetaceae. Gene Ontology annotation, molecular function: protein-containing complex binding; protein binding; protein serine/threonine kinase activity. The record is from RefSeq and is a predicted model, not a curated record. Bases 74 to 7090 code for a protein of 2338 amino acids. Gene Ontology annotation, biological process: negative regulation of macroautophagy; protein phosphorylation; TOR signaling.